Molecule: messenger RNA, 3493 nt
Organism: Colossoma macropomum (tambaqui)
Lineage: Eukaryota; Metazoa; Chordata; Actinopteri; Characiformes; Serrasalmidae
Gene: fgf18a
Product: fibroblast growth factor 18a
Exons: 5
Coding region: 1584-2210 (208 amino acids)
Biological process (GO): positive regulation of cell population proliferation; positive regulation of gene expression; animal organ morphogenesis
Cellular component (GO): cytoplasm
Molecular function (GO): type 2 fibroblast growth factor receptor binding; type 1 fibroblast growth factor receptor binding; growth factor activity
Source: RefSeq, a predicted model, not a curated record
CUGAAGUAAGAUUUGUGCUCUCGCCUCCUCAUCAGCGCGCGCACAGAGAGGCAGGGCUGCAGGGGGAAGGCUCCACUCACAGAGUGCGCGCGGAGGACGACCUGAUCUGCUCUCCUCUCUUGUUUUGUGCUCUUUUUCCCCGUCGUUUUCGUCUGUCCGUGAAUGAAAGGGGAAGGAGAACAGAAGGUGGCUCGGUGUGGCGCUCUGGACGCAUGGACAGGCACCUAAACCGUACGCGCGUAACUGAAAAGAGAGAGAGAGAGAAGAGGAGAAGAGAAUCUCUGAAGAAGAAAGGGGAGGAUUUUCUCUUUCGAUCUGAAGCCCUCGCUUUCUGCAGCUGCGCUAGACUUUAGCUCGUUGUGUAAAGAAGGAGGGACCUGCAAACUUUGUUCAUUAAAAAAAGCACAUUAAUAAUAAAUCAAAAGCUCGGAUUGCGGUUUUUCCCUCCACUUUUAAACAUUUUUGCGCUGAUGUCAUCGCGCUGGCUUGUUGGCCGCUGUCGCGCCGGAGCUGCAGGGGAAGCGCGGUGAACGCCGGGAAAUCAGGUGCAAGGGAACCGCAGGGUGGCCGGUGAUCCACUGGGUCACAGCUGCCCCUCCUCCUCCGCCUUAUACCCCAGCUCCUCCUCACCUUGGACCGCUUUCCUGACCUCCACCGGACUCUCCUGUCCCUCACCCGCGGCCAUGCUCGCGCCCGUCGUCCUCCUUUCCUCCCUAGGGAAUACAGGGAGAAUACAGCAGCACCCUUAACUGGACCUCGGACAGCCAGCCUUACAUGGGACAACACCUAGAGGACGCACAGCUCCAAAAACAGACUAAAAAGAGAGCGAACACACCGUGCUUGGAUUAUACUUGGCUCGAAAGAGGGUCAAGUUUUAUGCCUCCCCUUUUCUCUCUGGAGGAGCCUUAAACAAGACAGCCAGAUUAACAUGGGACAACGCUUGGAGGACGCGUGGCUGUAAAGUCACAGCUCCAAGGAGACACUCAACAGAGAGCGACCACACCGUGCUUGGAGUAGGCUAAAAAGGUCAUUAUUUUGUCCACACAACUUCUGGCCGAUCCUCCCACCCACUGCAGCCAAACUUGGCUCUCGAUUUGGCCGGAGGUAGCGCGGAGCUGUUGGGUCUCUUCGGGGCUUGAACUCCGCUUCACCUGUUCCUCACUCCCUGGAGAGCACAGCUGUUAUGCCCUAAUACAAACCUCCCCACUACCCCACCCCUUCUCUCCUAUUCCCACCUCUCCUCCUCUCCUCUUCUUCCUCGCGCUCCCGCUGCCCCGCCCCAACCCGUUUACCGAGCGCAGCCGCCGUCCCGUCGCUGCCGGUGGCACACACUGCAUCGCGCACUCCUCGAUCCUUCAACUCACCAGCACACACGCACAGACACACACCUCCUCCUUCUACAGAGGAGGCUAUGCGCGCCGCCGGCCACCGGCGGGAGCCUCCGCUGACCUCGUGACCUCGUGGCUGUCCCGUCCCGUUCAGCCGUCGGAUCGGCACGUGACCCGAAAGCUGGGGAAGCUGCGCUGAACCCUCCUUUUCCCAAAAAGGCGCACGGAUCGACCGGGACGCAGAGGCACGGAGCGAUGUGGUCCUUUCUCUCCACGCUGGCUGUCUUGUUUAUCCAGAUGAUGCUGGUGAUGUGCAACCCUUUGCAGGUGUUCGGAGUUGACGGUGUGAACUUCAGCGUGCACGUGGAGAAUCAGACUCGUGCACGAGAUGCCAUGAGUCGAAGACAGCCCCGAGUCUACCAGCUCUACAGUCGCACCAGCUGCAAACAUGUCCAGGUGCUGGGCCGCAAGAUUAGCGCUCGCGGAGAGGACGGGGACAAAUUCGCCCAGCUUGUAGUGGAGGCAGACACCUUCGGCAGCCAGGUGCGAAUCAGGGGGAAAGAGACCAACUACUACCUGUGCAUGAACCGCAGGGGCAAACUCGUAGGCAAGAAGGCCAGUAGUCGUAGUCCAGACUGCGUGUUUGUGGAGAUGGUGCUGGAGAACAACUACACAGCGUUAAUGUCAGCACGGUACACAGGAUGGUAUGUGGGCUUCACCAAAAAGGGGCGGCCUCGCCGUGGCCCCCACACGCUUCUUAACAUGCAGGACGUUCACUUCAUGAAGCGCCCCCCUCCGGGAGAGCAGCCGGACCACACGCCCUUCCGCUUCACCACUGUCAGCAAGAGGAGCAAAAGGGUCCGUGCUGCACGGCCGCGUUAACAUACGCAAAAUCCCCACUGUCCCUCCAUGGGACCCUGCUAACGUUCGAGUCAGGGCCUACUAACAAAAGACACUCUUAGACUACAGCCCUGCUAAUGGGACCACGCUAAUGCUAACUACAGGACCUGGUGUCGAUGGAAGGUUGGAAAGUCUAACUCCAUUUGACUGGCUAAUGGACAAUGCUAAAUAUGGAAUGCUUUCCUUUUUGAAGGGUCAGCUAUGUGUAACAUCCUGCAGUAAACAGGAUCUGAACUGGACCUGCUAGCAUACCAAAACAACUGCUACUCCCCUCUAGAGCCUUGACAUGGCCUGAUGUUGACAAACUAAACCAAGCCAAAACUGACAAGAUCAGUGGAACUUAAUGCAAUGACAAGCUCUAGCCUUUUUCUAUGGUCUAAGGAAGCAAAAAACAGACAAUGGUAAACUAACAACCCUCGUUGCACCAUGGGGGGACACUGACGCAGCAGCCUGCUAACCCAGCUAUCGCUUCCUACCACUUCAUGAGAGGGAUACUCUUUCCUACAGCAUAGGCUCCACUCAGGAUUCCCAGAGCAAGAUUCAUUUGGAACUAGACCUACAUGGCUGGGAGAGAAUAAUGGGUCUCCUGGAUUCCUGUAGAAGAUUAUGAGAAAAGAGUUCUGGACUGAGUCCUACUAAAGGACUCAAGAGUGAUAAAGAGGAGAGACUAAAACUGAAAAGCCUCCCUCUGCCUCUGCCUGCAAGCUAGUAUGAAUUUAGGAGUGAGUGAGUAUGUGUGUGUGUGUGCCUGUGUGUAUGUGUUUGAAAGAGUGUUUCAAGUUGCACCAAAGACCACAUUGGAUGCUACCACGGAUGACUCUGAGGAGUACAUCUGCGUAGGCGAGCUUGAAAAAAAUAUAUAGCCUACCUAUGGCUGGAAAAACCUACUAAAACUGGAAUGUAAUGUAAAAAAAAAAAAAAGAACACCCAGAAACUCCUUAGAAAGCUGCACCAAAAAUGACCUAACGACCAAAGACAACUAGAGACCAAUGAUGAACUUGACAACCCCCACACCCUAGAGCCUCUGAAGCCACCAAGCCUAUCAGAGUAGAGCACUCAGCAGUGGGACAGGAAAGGCACGGGGUUGCUUUCGGAACGACACAAGGAGCAACGUUCACGUUUGGGUUCCAAUCGGAAUGCUGCUAGUGGAAAAUUCAGUGGAGUACCAAAGUCACUUACAUUAUUAUUAAAAGGAAAAAACAAACAUAACAAUAAAUAAAACUAUAUAUAUAUAUAUGAAAAGAGCAAAGCUAAAUAAGCGAUUA